Molecule: messenger RNA, 966 nt
Organism: Myotis lucifugus (little brown bat)
Lineage: Eukaryota; Metazoa; Chordata; Mammalia; Chiroptera; Vespertilionidae
Gene: PLCXD3
Product: phosphatidylinositol specific phospholipase C X domain containing 3
Exons: 3
Coding region: 1-966 (321 amino acids)
Biological process (GO): lipid metabolic process
Cellular component (GO): synapse
Molecular function (GO): phosphoric diester hydrolase activity
Source: RefSeq, a predicted model, not a curated record
AUGGCCUCGUCUCAGGGGACGAACGAGCUCAAAUUGGCGGACUGGAUGGCAGCUCUCCCGGAGAGCAUCCACAGCAUCCCCCUCACCAAUUUAGCCAUCCCAGGAUCUCACGAUUCUUUCAGCUUCUACAUCGAUGAAGCCUCUCCAGUAGGGCCUGAACAGCCAGAAACUGUCCAGAAUUUUGUCUCUGUUUUUGGAACUGUGGCCAAAAAGCUGAUGCGGAAAUGGUUAGCCACGCAAACGAUGAACUUUACUGGUCAGCUAGGAGCUGGGAUCCGUUAUUUUGAUCUUCGAAUUUCCACCAAGCCCAGAGACCCCGACAAUGAACUCUAUUUUGCUCAUGGUUUGUUCAGUGCCAAAGUCAAUGAGGGCCUUGAGGAGAUCAAUGCAUUCCUCACAGAUCACCGUAAGGAGGUCGUGUUCUUGGACUUCAAUCAUUUUUAUGGAAUGCAGAAAUAUCACCAUGAAAAAUUGGUCCAGAUGCUGAAAGACAUCUAUGGAAAUAAAAUGUGCCCAGCAAUUUUUGCACAGGAAGUGAGUCUAAAGUACCUGUGGGAGAAGGACUACCAGGUGCUGGUCUUCUACCACAGUCCCGUGGCUCUGGAGGUGCCCUUCCUCUGGCCUGGGCAGAUGAUGCCAGCACCCUGGGCCAACACCACAGACCCGGAAAAACUGAUUCAGUUCCUUCAGGCGUCCAUCACUGAGAGGAGAAAGAAGGGCUCGUUUUUUAUAUCUCAGGUGGUGCUGACGCCCAAAGCUAGCACUGUGGUCAAAGGGGUGGCCAGUGGCCUCAGAGAAACAAUCACAGAAAGGGCUCUUCCCGCCAUGAUGCAGUGGGUCAGCACGCAGAAACCAGGAGAGAGCGGCAUCAAUAUUGUCACUGCCGAUUUUGUAGAACUUGGUGAUUUCAUCAGCACUGUCAUAAAGCUCAACUAUGUCUUUGAUGAAGGAGAAGCCAACACUUGA